CCUGUGAAACACAGGCGCAUCUUCGACGUUGACACCGGGAGCGGCGACGCCAGAACCGUCACCGUGUCGAUCAUGAAGGACCCCGAGAAGAAAAUUCUCCCUAACGGAACCUCGACGGCAAGAAAGGUGACUAGCAAGUUGGUGGUGACGGAGACCACCACCGCCACCUGGAGUAGCACCAUGACUUGGAAGAUAGGCGGCAAGCUCAACAUAGAUUUUAAGAUCCCGGGAUUGUUUCUGGACAAGUUCCUCGGCGGGGCGAAGCUGGAGUUCUCGGGCGAAUACUCUGAAGGAGCCACGAAGGGAGGAACCAAUACAACCACCAAGACGAAUGAAAUAGUGGAGGAGUACACCGUGCCUCCGAUGAAGCAGGUGAGGCUUUCCCUGGAGGAGAGAACCACCACCCGUGAGGUUCCCUUCUCCUACUCCUACACCGACAAGCUUUACAACGACGAAGAAGCUGUCACCUAUCGUCUUGAAGAUGGCCUCUUCACUUCUACCACAACAAAGGAAGUCAUCAUUCCUAUAGAGGAACCUCUGGAGAUGUAAACCUAGCUCGCUCGUACGUACGCGCAUGCAUGGCGUCCG
Linum tenue is the source of this 588-nucleotide messenger RNA. Lineage: Eukaryota; Viridiplantae; Streptophyta; Magnoliopsida; Malpighiales; Linaceae. The record is from the annotation of a GenBank genome assembly.